CCGUGCUGGGCAGGAAGUACAUAAGGGGGGCAUCGUCAGCCUACGGGGACCUCAGGCCAUCACGCUUUCCAUAAAUGAGUCAUUAGACAACAAAACAAUAGCCACCAAUACAAGAGAAAUGGUUGACGAGAACCCGAUCAUCUUUGCGCCAAAGACAUAUCAAUACGACAAGGACUCACUGGACAUCAGUCAAGUUGCUGAGGACCCAUUUGUUCAGUUCAAGAACUGGUUUGACGAGGCUACGAAGUCCGAAUCUAUUCCUGAAUGCACGAACUUCUCCACUGCUGAGUUGCCGUCAGGCAGGGUGUCGAACAGAGUUGUUCUGUUCAAAGAGCUGGACCACAAGGGGUUUGUCGUUUACUCCAACUGGGGCUCUUCCAAGAAGGCCAGGGAUGUCAAGAGCAAUCCACAUGCUGCUCUGACCUGGUUCUGGCCUACUCUGCAGCGUCAGGUCAGGGUUGAAGGUGUCACUGAGUUUGUUGAUAGAGAAACGUCCCAGAGAUACUUUGAUACUCGUCCAAGAGGCUCGAAGAUUGGUGCGUGGUCUUCACCUCAGUCGUCGGUAUUGAAGAACCGUGACGAGCUCAGCGAGGUCUAUGCUCAGAGAGAGAAGGAGUUCGAGGGAAAGGAGGAAAUCCCAUGUCCUGAUUAUUGGGGUGGAUUGAGAACGAUUCCUCUGGAGAUUGAAUUUUGGCAAGGCCGUCCAAGUAGACUCCAUGACCGUAUCGUCUAUAGAAGAGCCACACCGGAGGACCCUUGGGAGAUUGUUAGAAUUUCACCAUGAUUGGUGCGUGUAGAUAUCUGUUGAAUAUAUACUAAAGCUAUAUAGAAGGAUCUAUAAUGUUAAGAAUAGACUCAAUCUG
Messenger RNA from Williopsis jadinii, 863 nucleotides. RefSeq names its product pyridoxamine-phosphate oxidase PDX3 (gene PDX3). The coding region runs from base 119 to 784 and encodes 221 amino acids. Gene Ontology annotation, molecular function: pyridoxamine phosphate oxidase activity; FMN binding. The record is from RefSeq and is a predicted model, not a curated record. Lineage: Eukaryota; Fungi; Ascomycota; Saccharomycetes; Phaffomycetales; Wickerhamomycetaceae. Gene Ontology annotation, biological process: pyridoxine biosynthetic process. The transcript has 2 exons.